AUGAGCAUCUACAACCCAACCACACUCCAAGAGCUGGCAGUACAGAGCCUGCUGCGGAACGAGGCCUCAACCAUCUCUGCUCUGGAGUACCUGCCCAUUAGUCUCUUCCCACUACUUUUCAAGGAAGCCUUCACUGGUAGACACAUGGAGCUAUUGAAGGCAUUGCUGGCUGCCUGGCCAUUUUCUUACCUUCCUGUGGGGGCCUUGAUGAAGACACCAGAUGUGGAGUUGUUGCAAGCUGUUCUAGAUGGUGUAGAUAUUCUGCAGACACAGAAGGUUCGUCCCAGAUGUUGGAGGCCUCAAGUACUUGACUUGAGGAAUGUGAACCAGGAUUUCUGGGAUGUAUGGCCUGGCAGAGACUGGUACUACUCAAUAGAGACAGAAAGUAAUGCACGAGUAUGCAACGAGCUGAGGUGGGAUUUGAAGGUGGUCACUGACCUUAGCCUCAGGUUCCACCUUAAGCAAGACCAAACAUGCUUGUUGAAGUGGGCCCAGCAGAGGAAAGACUGUGUGCAGCUGUGCUGUGUGAAGAUGACGAUUUGUGACUUCCCUCGAGAGAUUCUCAAGGAGGUUUUGGACAUUUUCCUACCAGACAAUAUCCAGGAAUUGGAGCUAUCCACAAACCAGGUUCUGCCCUUCCUGGGUCACAUUGCACCUCACCUAGGCCUUAUGACAGGACUUCGGAAAUGCCGUCUAACUCACAUCUUCUUGAACUCAAACACGGUUGUAAAUAACUUGGCAGAAACAGAGGAGAUGUGUGCUGCCCAGUUUCUCUCUCAGUUCUGCAAACUCAACUCUCUCAAACAUCUAUUCUUGGAUGGCAUCUACUUUCCCCCUGGACUCAUGCAGCUGUUGUUCGGAUGCAUGAAGAACCCUUUGGAGACCUUGACCAUCACUGUCUGCCAUCUCUCCCAGUCAGGCUUUAAACACUUGUCACAGUGUCAGGGACUCUGUCACCUGAAACACCUGAAUCUCAGUGGUGUAGUGAUGUCCAAGUUAGGUAUCAAACAUCUCCGAGUUCUCCUUGAGAAUACAGCAGAGACUUUGAAGUCCCUGGAGUUAGUGAACUGCAGGAUGGAGGACUAUGAGCUCAGUGCCCUCUUGCCUGCUCUGAGUCAAUGCUCACAGCUGACAACAGUGAAUUUCUAUGACAAUGACUUCACCACUGUUGCACUGAAGAAGUUCCUACAGAGUGUGGCAAAUCUAAGAAAAAUGACUGUAGAGUUCUACCCCGCCCCUCUAGAGUGCUAUGACCCCCUGGGUUUGGUCCUUGUGGAGAAAUUUGCUCAAACGUAUGAAACUGAACGCAGCAGUGUAGCCCUGGUCUCCGUUAAAGAUGAUUUUGGAGAAACACAGAAGAUUGCAUCCCAGGAUACUCAGACAGGAGGUGUUGGGCACCCCUUGAACAUUAACCUUGCCUAG
Mesocricetus auratus (golden hamster) is the source of this 1422-nucleotide messenger RNA. RefSeq names its product PRAME family member 12-like. The transcript has 4 exons. Gene Ontology annotation, cellular component: cytoplasm. NCBI's taxonomy places the organism in Eukaryota, Metazoa, Chordata, Mammalia, Rodentia, Cricetidae. Gene Ontology annotation, biological process: negative regulation of cell differentiation; positive regulation of cell population proliferation; negative regulation of apoptotic process. The record is from RefSeq and is a predicted model, not a curated record. Bases 1 to 1422 code for a protein of 473 amino acids.